AGUUUUUUAAAAUAUUAUCAUUUUAUUGUAAUUUUAACUUUAAUAUUUAUUUUUUUAAAUUAUGGAUUUGCUACUGGAAUUGGAAACUGUCCAAAGUAUCAAACGAUGAAAGAUUUUAAUAUUACAAGGUUUGUUGGUAAAUGGUAUGAAAUAGAACGUUCAUUUUAUUUAAUGGAAUUAACAUCAUCAUGUACAACGUUAGACAUAAGUAUGAAUCAUAAAGAUGACACAAAAUUAGAUGUUGAAACAAAUUUAGUAAAUCGUAUAACUGGUGAGCCAUCAUCGCCAAGUAAAGGUGUAGCAAUACAAUCCAAAAAAGAUCCAACCAUAUUAAAGUAUCAAAUACAAUCAACACGAUUACCAACAACAAUUGCACGUCUAAUGCCUGGCGCUGGCACAUAUCAAAUAUUGCAUACUGAUUAUAAUAAUUAUGCAAUAUUAUGGACGUGUUCUAAUUUAAAAAUUGCACAUUCUGAUUUGGUGUGGAUAUUGGGUCGAACAAGAGAAAUAAAUGCAAAUAAAAGAGCUGAAAUAUAUAGUGUUUUAGCUGGUUUUAAUAUCGAUUCAGAUCGUUUGGUAUUAUCUAAAAAUAAAGAUUGUCCUACAUAAGUUAUUUUAAUAAAUAAUAUUUAAAAAGUCAACACAAAAUUAUUUAGUAACAUGCACAGAUUAAUAGCCAACAGGAUAGUAAGCCAGGAAGAUAUUAAAAAUUAUAAACAAAAUAAUCCUCGAUUUUAUGCCAAUCAGUAAGUAAAGAAGCCUGGACAGUUUCGUAGAACAUUGGUUCUACUUUAUUAGUUUACAGGUCGAUAUUUACAAAUCGGAUUAGAAAUCAGCCUUUCUUUGACGACUGGAGUAGCCGGGGAUCCUCUCCAUCCCCAAAG
Messenger RNA from Chrysoperla carnea, 884 nucleotides. RefSeq names its product apolipoprotein D-like. The coding region runs from base 106 to 609 and encodes 167 amino acids. The record is from RefSeq and is a predicted model, not a curated record. Gene Ontology annotation, molecular function: pigment binding. NCBI's taxonomy places the organism in Eukaryota, Metazoa, Arthropoda, Insecta, Neuroptera, Chrysopidae. The transcript is spliced from 3 exons.